Messenger RNA from Marmota monax (woodchuck), 2569 nucleotides. It is a transcript of the gene Cdh20, whose product is annotated as cadherin 20. Gene Ontology annotation, molecular function: cadherin binding; calcium ion binding. The transcript has 11 exons. The record is from RefSeq and is a predicted model, not a curated record. Gene Ontology annotation, cellular component: adherens junction; catenin complex; plasma membrane. The coding region runs from base 164 to 2569 and encodes 801 amino acids. Lineage: Eukaryota; Metazoa; Chordata; Mammalia; Rodentia; Sciuridae. Gene Ontology annotation, biological process: homophilic cell-cell adhesion; cell morphogenesis; cell-cell junction assembly.
CUGUGUUUCCUUAAUUUGACAGGAAGUUAACUUCAAGCAGACUGACUUGAAUCAGGAUCUCAUUUGGAAAGCAUCCGUAUCCAAUAAACUUUUUAAUUUGGAAAAUACUCGAGUACCAGUGGCUUAUCGUCCUAUAGUUUUCUUUCCAAAAUCCUGCAAUCCCAUGUGGACUUCUGGUAGAAUGAGCAAUGCAAAGAGCUGGCUUGGACUUGGCAUGUCCUUAUACUUCUGGGGAUUGAUGGACCUUACAACCACCGUUCUCUCAGGCAACUCAACACCACAAGGUGAAUUAGAAACACUCCUGUCAGACAAGCCACAGUCACAUCAGCGAACCAAGAGGAGCUGGGUUUGGAACCAAUUUUUCGUUCUGGAAGAGUACACUGGGACUGACCCUUUGUAUGUUGGCAAGCUUCAUUCAGAUAUGGACAGAGGAGAUGGAUCCAUCAAAUAUAUCCUUUCUGGAGAAGGCGCAGGCAUAGUGUUUACCAUUGACGACACCACUGGUGACAUCCAUGCCAUUCAGAGGCUUGAUCGAGAGGAAAGAGCCCAGUACACUUUAAGGGCUCAAGCACUGGACAGGCGGACAGGCCGACCAAUGGAGCCAGAGUCAGAGUUUAUCAUCAAAAUACAAGACAUCAAUGACAAUGAGCCCAAGUUCCUAGACGGACCUUAUGUUGCCACUGUGCCAGAAAUGUCACCAGUGGGUACUUCUGUUAUCCAGGUGACAGCCACAGAUGCUGAUGACCCGACCUAUGGCAACAGUGCCCGGGUGGUGUACAGCAUUCUCCAGGGUCAGCCAUAUUUCUCCGUGGACUCCAAAACAGGUGUAAUUAGGACAGCGCUCAUGAACAUGGACAGAGAAGCCAAAGAGUACUAUGAAGUGAUUAUACAAGCCAAGGACAUGGGAGGGCAGCUCGGGGGAUUAGCUGGGACCACAACAGUCAACAUCACCCUCUCGGAUGUCAAUGAUAACCCACCCCGCUUCCCCCAGAAACAUUAUCAAAUGAGUGUGCUGGAAUCAGCUCCAAUUAGCUCCACUGUGGGAAGAGUGUUUGCCAAGGACUUGGAUGAAGGAAUCAAUGCAGAGAUGAAAUACACUAUUGUGGAUGGAGAUGGUGCAGAUGCCUUUGACAUUAACACAGAUCCCAAUUUCCAAGUUGGUAUCAUAACUGUGAAGAAGCCCCUGAGUUUUGAAAGCAAGAAAAGCUAUACCUUGAAGGUGGAGGGAGCCAAUCCUCAUCUGGAGAUGCGUUUUCUAAACCUGGGCCCCUUUCAAGACACAACAACAGUGCACAUCAGUGUAGAGGAUGUGGAUGAGCCCCCUGUGUUUGAACCUGGCUUUUAUUUUGUGGAGGUGCCUGAAGAUGUAGCAAUUGGAACAACCAUACAGAUCAUCUCUGCCAAGGACCCAGAUGUGACCAACAACUCAAUCAGAUACUCCAUUGACAGAAGCAGUGAUCCUGGAAGAUUUUUCUAUGUUGACAUUACAACAGGUGCCCUAAUGACUGCAAGACCGCUAGAUCGGGAAGAAUUUUCUUGGCAUAAUAUUACUGUCCUUGCCAUGGAAAUGAACAAUCCCUCCCAGGUGGGAAGUGUUUCUGUCACAAUCAAAGUCUUAGAUGUGAAUGACAAUGCUCCAGAGUUCCCCAGAUUCUAUGAAGCUUUUGUCUGUGAGAAUGCCAAAGCUGGGCAGCUGAUCCAGACAGUAAGUGCUGUGGACCAAGAUGACCCACACAAUGGUCAGCAUUUCUACUACAGCUUGACUCCAGAGGCUGCUAACAAUCCCAACUUCACCGUAAGGGACAACCAAGAUAACACUGCCCGGAUUCUAACCAGAAGGUCUGGCUUCCGGCAGCAGGAACAAAGCGUCUUUUACCUUCCCAUCCUGAUAGCAGACAGUGGGCAGCCAGUGCUGAGCAGCACAGGUACACUUACCAUCCAGGUAUGCAGCUGUGAUGAUGAAGGCCACGUCAUGUCCUGCAGCCCUGAGGCCUACAUGCUCCCAGUCAGUUUGAGCCGGGGUGCCCUCAUUGCCAUCCUAGCCUGCAUCUUUGUCCUCUUAGUUCUGGUGCUGCUCAUCCUGUCCAUGAGGCGGCACCGGAAGCAGCCGUACAUCAUCGACGACGAGGAGAACAUCCAUGAAAACAUCGUCCGCUACGACGACGAGGGCGGCGGCGAGGAGGACACCGAGGCCUUUGACAUCGCGGCCAUGUGGAACCCGCGGGAGGCGCAGGCGGGAGCCGCCCCCAAGAUGCGGCAGGACAUGCUGCCCGAGAUCGAGAGCCUCUCCCGCUACGUGCCUCAGACGUGCGCCGUCAACAGCACCGUCCACAGCUACGUGCUGGCCAAACUCUACGAGGCCGACAUGGACCUGUGGGCCCCACCCUUUGACUCCCUGCAGACAUACAUGUUCGAGGGUGAUGGCUCCGUGGCGGGGUCUCUGAGCUCCCUGCAAUCGGCCACCUCAGACUCAGAGCAGAGCUUCGACUUCCUCACCGACUGGGGACCCCGCUUUCGGAAGCUGGCGGAGCUCUACGGGGCGUCGGAGGGGCCCGCGCCCCUGUGGUAA